This is a messenger RNA of Mirounga angustirostris (Northern elephant seal), 7909 nucleotides long. It is a transcript of the gene MOGAT3, whose product is annotated as monoacylglycerol O-acyltransferase 3. The record is from RefSeq and is a predicted model, not a curated record. The coding region runs from base 2428 to 4026 and encodes 532 amino acids. Gene Ontology annotation, biological process: triglyceride biosynthetic process. Gene Ontology annotation, molecular function: diacylglycerol O-acyltransferase activity. Gene Ontology annotation, cellular component: endoplasmic reticulum membrane. Lineage: Eukaryota; Metazoa; Chordata; Mammalia; Carnivora; Phocidae. The transcript is spliced from 8 exons.
AGCAGCGUGGGAACCGAGAAGCUUCCCUGGAUCCCAUUUCUCACUCUGCUGUAUUGCCUAGGGGUUGCGGGGGAGCCUGAGAAGGGCCAGGCACCCAGGGCUUCACUUAGAUUCAGGUGAAAGCCCACCCUGGCCUCCCCCAGCCUCUUCUCCCUGACGCGCUCUCAUCCCUUGAGGGCAUCUUCUUCCUUGCACGAAGCAAGGGGGUGGCAGAGCCCUGAGCUGGCCUCUGGGGACAGUGCUAAGGGAAGGGAGGCCCCCUGGAAGCAUGUGUUCCAAGGGAAGACACAGGGGGCUUCUGGGACCCAAGCUUUCGUCAGGGAGGAUCAGGAAAAGGGAAGCCUUGGAGGGUCAUCCCAAGAAAGCUUCCUGGAAGAGGGGAAUAGAAAGUAGCCUUGAAAAAGAGGUGAGACCUCCUGAGAGCUGAUGUCUUCCAGCUUCUGGGGGGCCAUCAAGCUCUUGCUAAGCCAGCGAAACCCCUGGAGGCACCCUGAGGACCUCAGGCCAUGUUCCUUUAGCUUGAUCCUUCGCAGGUCCUAGCACCAGCCUACCUUCCUGAAUGUCUCUCCCAACUGGUCCCCUGCAGAAGCCUUUUGAAAACCAAAUGGGCCCAUUUGCUGGUCCUUGGGCAUUUCUUGCCUCCAACAUCUCACAUGCAAUCCACCCCUUUCUUGCUAUUGCCUGGACUCCCAGGAAAACCUCUGUGAAGCCUUCCUUCCUGACAGGUGGGACUGGUCCCCCUUCCGUGUGGACUGAGCAUCUCUCUGGCCAGACUUUUCAGUGCAUCUCACCCAGUCUCCCUGCGGAUGGAAGUAGGCUGAGCAGGGACAGGAGACAUUACUUCCUGGGGUGGGGUGAGGGGCAGCCCACAGGAGAGUGAAGCAGGGGGCAGGACAGAAAGGGUGAGCCAGCCUGCGUGGCAUUGGAUGCUGGCUCAUCCUGUCUCCUACCAUGCUCAUUUACUGAGCAUCCCUCACCUGCUGGGCACCUGUCACAGGGUUAGAGUUGAUGAGAACAACAGCUGGCUUCUUGUGGCUCACAGCUGGGGUAGACCUUAGCCAGAAAAUCGCCAUGAAGGAGGGAACGUGGGAAAGUAUUUUAUGCCAGGAGAGAAUGGGACAGAAGAUGUAUGUCAGACUCGCCUAAAGAAAUGACAUUCCCUGACCCGGAGAGGGUCCACAGCUCUGGCCCGUGUUGGGGAGGGCCCCGGCCAUGUGAAGACUGGUCCCCGCAUACUUGGAGGGUGUGCCCUUUUGGGCUGGCCAAUUGCUGGCCUUUCUGGCCAUUCCUGCUGGAAUGUCUCCCCACAGAAGCCCAAGCUACUCCUUAGGGGCCAGACCAGGGCAAAAAGGGGUUUCUAGCUGCUCUCACUUGUGUGGGGAGCCCUGCCAUUCGUGGUACAUACCAGCCUGGCAACACCCCAUUUUCCCAGACCUCUGCCAGCCAGCUCCUCAGAGGCCCCUCAGAGGCCCAAGGUCCUGACCUCGCAAGGUCCACACACCCUCACUCCCAGGCUCCUGGCCACGCCCCUGGGCAUUUCUGUUUGGUCCUAUUGGUCACAACCCUGUGAGCUCGGGUAGUCGUUAACCCUUUCUUGCUGGGGCUCACAAGGGUACAGGGUUCAGGUCAGCAAGGGGGGUGGACACAGGAGCCAAACCAGGGCCAAGGGUCAGGGCGAGGGGGUUGGACCACAGGGAGUGUACUUAAGAGCCCACGGUGGUCCCUAUGGGAUGUGCCUCCACAGUAUGCCAGCCUCCUCCAGCCACCUUGCCGGGGUCUUCAAGUGGUUGCUGUCCUGCGAUGGGUCUUCUCCUACUUGGGGCUUGGUGAGGCUCAGCACCUGGCACUCUGCUUCCCUGUUACCAGGAGGGAGGCAGGACAGGGCUCUCUGGGGGCUGCUGAAGGAAUGAGAAGGAAUUAGCUGGGCAAGAGGGCCUCCAACAGGGACGAGAGGGCAGAGGCAGGUAACUGGGGACUUAAAUGCCUGGGUCCUUAAUAUCCCCCACUCCAUCCUCCAGCCCAGGUGUGCCUGGCCUCGCUGCUCCUUGCUCUUUAAGCUGAGCAGGGACACGCCGCCGAGGGCAGGAGGCCGACGAUCUGCCUGGGUCCGCAGCUGGGCCAUCUGGAGACAUUUCCCACAUUGUGUCCCUGUCUUGGUGAGGCCAUCCAGGAGUGGUGUGCUGAGUGGGGGCAAGGCUUUGGAAUAGACUCUUCUCUGGUUACCCCCCAAAGUCUAAUCUCACGGUCAGAGUGGAGUAUGUUGCCUCUGCCCCCAGCUGGUUAAAACCGCCGAACUGGAUCCCUCUGGCAACUACCUCUUCAGCUUCCACCCUCACGUGGUCCUGGUCACCGGGGCCUUCAGCAACUUCUGCGCGGAGGCCACCGGCUUCUCCAGCCUCUUAACCUGGCCUCCGGCCACACCUCCUCAUGUUGCCUUGUUGGUUCUACCUCCCUCUCUUCCCAGACUACAUCAUGUGUAGUGGUGAGAAGUGGGGAGAUCCCCCAGUCCCUGCUGUGUCACCCCCCACAUCCCUGGGGUGGGGGGGGUGGGAGCUCCUGGUCCCAGCUCUACCUUCCUGGCACCCUCCCCCCCCUUUUCUCAAAGACCCAGGCAUCUGGGCCCCCUCUCCCCUCCCCCCAGCUUUGGUGCCCGCUGACAAGGCCAGCGGCUGCCUGUCUGUUGUUCCGGCCUGGGGGCGGCCAGGUGGCGGUCCUGGACUUGGGAGGGCCCCUGGAAGCGCUGGAAGCAAAAGCCGGCGAGCUGAUUUUGUGGAUCCGGAAUCAGAAGGGCUUUGUCGCGUUGGCGCGGGAACAAGGCCUCCCAGCUCCGCCCAGCGACCAGCCCAAACCGACCAACGCUUGCAGUUCAAAGAUUAUUCUGGGGACGUCUGGGGCUCCGGAUCCACACACACGCGCAACACACCCGCAGUCCCGGGAGAGCCCAACCUUCUUCGUUUGUGCUCCGGGCCCUGGAGCCUCGCUGGCAGAGGGCAACGACUGGGACAGGAGUCUCCACAGCCCCGCCGCGACCCCACCAUGGAAUCCGUGCAGAAACAGUGGCCAAAAGUAGUGAGCGCCUACCAAUACGUGCUCACUUUCCUCUUCAUGGGCCCUUUCUUCUCCCUUCUUGUCCUCUUCCUCCUCUUCACGUCAUUCUGGUCCGUCUCUGUUCUCUACUUGGUGUGGUUCCUCCUGGACUGGGACACGCCUAACCAAGGUGGAAGGCGCUUUGAGUGGACCAGGAACUGGGCCGUGUGGAAACACGCCAGGGAUUAUUAUCCUAUCAAGCUGGUGAAAACAGCCGAGCUGCCCCCUGACCGGAACUAUGUGCUGGGUGGCCACCCACAUGGGAUCAUGUGCAUCGGAACCUUCUGCAAUUUCUCCACCGAGGCCAACAACUUCUCCAAGCAGUUCCCGGGGAUUCAGGUCUCAUCGGCGGCGCUGGCCUCCCUCUUCCACUUCCCAAUCUAUCGUGACUACAUCAUGUCCUAUGGAAUAUGUUCUGUGAACCGGUGGAGCCUGGACUUUGUUCUGUCACAGCGCCGGCUCGGGCAGGCUGUAAUCAUCAUGGUUGGGGGUGCCCAGGAGUCCCUGUAUGCCAUCCCAGGAAAGCACUGCCUCAUUCUCCGGAAUCGCAAAGGCUUCGUGCGCCUGGCACUGAGGCAUGGGGCCUCCCUAGUACCUGUGUACUCCUUUGGGGAGAACGAUGUCUUUAAUUUUAAGGUUUUUGCCACAAACUCCUGGCAGUAUAUGUGCCAGAUCACCUUCAAGAAAAUCAUGGGCUUUGUUCCUUGCAUCUUCUGGGGCCACGGGCUCUUCUCGGCCAACUCCUGGGGCCUGGUGCCCUUCGCCAGGCCCAUCACCACUGUGGUGGGCCGCCCCAUCCCAGUGCCCCAGCGCCUGGACCCCACUGAGGAGGAAGUUGACCACUAUCACAUGCUCUAUUUGGAGGCUCUGGAGCAACUCUUCGAGGACCACAAGGAAAGCUGCGGUGUUCCAGCUUCUACUCACCUCACCUUUAUCUAGCCCUUGCCGUCCCCCCCCACCCCGCCCCCAGCCCUGAGCCCCUCAGCCCAGGGCACCGAGACCCCCCACCUACUGCCUCUCUGUACUGCUCCUUCUCUCCCACCACUAUGUUGUAGAAUCUGAUGCCUGCAGAGCUUGCACCCUGGCUCUGGGGGUAAGGGGGCCCAGGCAUGAUCCACCCUCAUUCUCCUGUACUGCGAAGCUGCUGCUUUGGAUUGGGGAUCGGAAUUCCCCUCCCAGCAAGCCUUAAUUCUGCUGCAUGACCUUGCGUACAUCUCUUUCCUUUGCUGAUCCCUUUCUCCCUCUGUGAAUGAAGGUGUCUGCUUCCCCAAGAGAUGUAGGGCCUUGGGAUUAAGUUGGGGCGGGCGGCUCUAGGGAGGGGUUCGCUUUGCAGGGUGAGCUGGAGAAGAUAGGAUGGAUGGUGGAAUAGUCAGCCUGAGCAAAAGCUGAGCUUGGUUAAGGGUUCCUGGCCAUAUGGGAAGUGGAGUGAUCUCCGAUGGUAGACAAGGUAGCGUUGGUCCAUAGCUUGUUACUGCACCCCUCUCCAUCCUUUAUGUUUCCUUGUGGCUGGGAGAUGAAUGAAACAGGGACCUGUUUGAUCAGCACGAAGCCCAGCUGCUAGCCCAGUGUUAGGUCAACAUUAACCCAGUCGCUCAGUAAGCACAGGACUCUUGUGAUGAUCAAAGAAUUAAGAUGUAAGGGCUUAGAACGGAGAUUGGCAAAAUAUCAUCAUUCCUCAUCACAGACAAGGUGUCAGUCCAAGGAGAGGGUAAGACCGGACAGUCUAAGGGUCCUCAUGUGGUCAUAGCAUUCCCUGACAACAUCAGUCCUGUUUGCUGACUGGCUUUGCGUCUGUAUCCAGGACUUCAGAAAAACUUGCUGAAAUGUAAUUGGAAUGCAACUGUAUUAGUCUCCCACUGUCCUAUAAAACACAUUCAGUAGAAGAAUUUUGUUGUUGUUGUUGUUCCUGGAGGAAAAUCUGAGCAGCCCCGGGACUUAUCUGGGUCACAGGUGGUAAUUUCUUCAUUCACCUUAAGUUGGUACAUAGACAUGUAGCGUGAGUAGUAAUCCACACUUGGAUCUUCAUCCAAGGGUAGGAACCUUCCAUCUCCAGCAAGGGCAGCAAGUGGGAUACCUGCUUGACCAGAAGGGGCAGCUGGGGAAGGUGGAGUAGAAAGGGGAUGGAGCUGACCUCUUUCUUCCCCCACCUCCUCCUCCCUUUCUAGCCUCUGUUACUGAACCCUAGGGACUGGAGUAUGGGGCAGAGGAGGAGAAAGAGGAUCCCAAACAUUCUUGACGACAUUGUCCUAGGAUAGCUUCAUAUUCUCUGGGCCUCCAGACCUUCCAAGCUGAUUCCUUUGCCUCGGGGCGGGGGGGGGGCUCUCCUGGGUUCUUCAGAGUAUUCUCUUUUAGAUUCCUCUGCCUCAUCAUCUGUCCCUGGUUUUGGGCCCAUGGCACUCGACAUAGGAUUUCUCCUUAGGAAUCCCAUUGCUUUUCUAGGCUGGGAAGUAGAAAGAGGGAUGGAAAAUAAACAGCUCCAGGUUGGAACAUGCUUAGCUUGGAUACCAUUAGAAUAUAGGCUGGGCUCAAUGCAGCCACUUGUCCUUCCUUCUUUCCUGAAUGGGAACAUCCAGUCAGCUACCAUCUAGCCAUUAGACUUCUCUGGUGGACACGUCCCCCAAACCCUGGGGCAUGCUGACCUCUUUGAGUCUUGCAACCUUUGUCACUGAUCCUGUGGAGAAAAGCCUUGCCCUCCAGGGUAAGGCUCGCAGAGCUCAGAAGUCCUUCCCCCACACCUCUCUCCUUCUUGUCCAAAUUCCAAUCUUUGUCAUGGGUCGGGGACUCAAGAGUAUCUUCUCAAUCAUUUACUUGGAAUAUGUGGUCUUGCUUGGUGCAUAUUGUCUGGUCUGGUCACCUCUGGAAUGCAUCGCCUACUUGUUGGAACUUCGUGCCCCAAACUGUUUUUCUCUGGAUUCUAUCCCAGAGGGACAAAGGCAUCAACUUCUAGUGAGAACCUGCCACCAAGAGCUGGUGGUAUGAGGAUUAGAUCGCUGUGGGCCUUCCUCCAAGAACCCCCCUGCCCUUCUCCCCUGUGAGUGGUAGAUGCCUAUCUCUGGGGAGGGGAGGUUGGGCUGGGUGGUAGGUGAGGAGUGGGACCUUUGAGGACUGGGGGAGAGGGAGGAGAGGACUUCACUCCCCAUCAGUCAUUUCUCCUGUCUGAAAUCCAAGACCAAUAGAGUCAGGGGAUGGGAGGGAUUGGCCUGAGGCUGGAGAGAAACAGGAGAGGCCAAGAAGCACAGUAAGGACUGGGUUGGCCCUAGAGUAAAAAGGAGUAAAGUGCUCCCAGUACUUGUGAAAACAACUGGGCAAGUUUCUCAAGAAAGUGAUCAUGUCUGAUCCCGGUGGAGAGAGGGAGAAUUGAGAGGGAACAUUAUGUUUCAUGUGGAGACAUCUGGGUGAGAGGAGAUGUCACAACACAAACCAGAAAGGUACAGGAAGUUCAAGAUCAGGCUUCUGUCUCUGGGAGAGAGACUGGGUGCCCAUAUCCAUAUGUGUGUUUUGGGGGUGGGGUGCAGCAAGCAGAAUGUGUCAUCAGUGCUGAGGGCUUGGCAAGACUAUGCAGGGCAGAGGGAGUUGGAAAUGACACCCCUGGGGCGCCUGGGUGGCUCAGGUCAUGAUCCCGGCGUCCUGGGAUUGAGCCCUGCAUGGGGCUCCCUGCUCAGCAGGGAGUCUGCUUCUCCCUCUGCCUCUGCCCCUCCCCCUGCUUGUGCUCUCUCUCUCUCAAAUAAAUAAAAUCUUUUAAAAAAGAAAAGAAGGUGACACCCCUGGACAAUGACAAUUGUCCCCUGCUGGAUUGAGAUACCAGGUGAGACACUCAGAAUGGCUCUUUGCACAUCAGUCCCCUGUUUCCCAGAAGCCGCUCCUCAGCAAUCAGAGAGGUCUUGCCUCUUCUCUCCCAUCCAACCCCUUCUCCUGCUGUCAAGAUGCUCUUUGAAAAACACUGCUUUCUUCAUGUAAUUCUCCCUGCUGGAUCCUCACUGUCACUGGAUUCUCGUUGUUAGAAGGUGUGAAAUCCUCAGCCCUGCAUUCGAGGUAGCUUUCAAACAGAGCCCAGCCCGGCUUCCCAGCCAUCCCUGACUCGGCCCUCCUUCCUAAGUCGAGAAUGGAUGGAACUCCUACCAAGGAGUCACAGCUCAGCUCCCAGGGCUCAGCCCUCACUAUGUGCGGACCUUCAGGUUCACGCACUGCCUCUAAUCCUCCCAUCUACACCACAGUGUCCCCGCUGAGCUCGAAAUGAGGUAUGCAUGGAAGGGCUUAGCGUGGCACCUGGCAGGGUGCUCAGCAAACAUUAGUUAUUGUCACUCUUAUCUCGCCCACCUCUUUCCACACAAUCUUUUCCUAGCCAUGGCCACAUCCCAAGCCUUACACUAUGGGAUCCGCAUUAUGUGCACCAUCACAUUAUGUGGACUGGUGUUCUGUUACCCCAAACAUAUGGCUCAUCCACGAUCUUUUUUUUUUUCUGAAGAUUUUAUUUAUUUGACAGAGAGAGAGAUAGCGAGAGCAGGAACACAAGCAGGGGGAGUGGGAGAGGGAGAAGCAGGCUUCCCGCGGAGCAGGGAGCCCGAUGCGGGGCUCGAUCCCAGGACCCCGGGAUCAUGACCUGAGCCGAAGGCAGACGCUUAACGACGGAGCCACCCAGGCGCCCUCAUCCACGAUCUUUUAUCUCAUAUUAUUAAAUGCGGAUGUUAAGGGCGGGAAGUGUGUCUUGUUUGUUUUUGCAUUUUGACCGUGUUCUGGUGAUGGCCAUGCACCAGGCAUGAACAAAUGAAGCGUGUCCAAGAGACCUGUGCAGAGGGAACCAGCUGCGUCAUUUGUAGAUUGU